CAAAAUGUCUGCCGCCGAGCGCCGUGCACAGAGAAGAAAAAAAGUACUGGAAAAUUCUGAGAGUCGCCUUCAGAGAAUUCUAGGCAGUCGUUCAAGCCAUCCUGAUAAUUCAAAGUCUAAUCUUGUUGUAGAUGGAAACAUUUCCAAUUCUUCUUCCGUGGGAAAUGCAGAUAAUUCCUGCAAGAAUAUACUGUCAGUCGAUACAAAAGAAAGUGAUUAUACAACUGGAGAAAUUAAGAAAUUGCCAGUGGAAAAAAACCAAGGAGACCAAAUUUCCGAUAUGUAUCCAGCGGAGGGAAAUACCUGUGGAUCGCAGGACUCAGAAGCUAACGAAAAUUCCUUUUUAGACAACGAGGUAAAACGUCUACCUAAAGUUACAUCAACUCGAUCGCGAUCACAUAACACUUUUCCUUCAACAGCAGCUGUUAACGAGACACACAGUGAUGAAUCUUCCAGCUUCAGUACUGCAAUUUGGACUCGAACUGUUUUUGUUGUCAUACUGGCUUUCUCUUUGGUGAUCAGGUGGACUUAUGUGAACUUAGAGGUUUUAUUCUCAAUCAAUGGUGAGAACAUCCGCAAUGAUGUUUCUAAUGAGGCUGUUUUGGUCCAGUCAGAGUCCAUGAUAUGGCCAUUCCUAGCUUUACAGUUACUGUUUGUUUGUGUACCAAGCUUCCGACAGACAUCCAACUCAGCUUAUAUUUCCUUGCUCACUGUUGCAUUGCAACUUUGUGGAAUUCCAAUAGAAUUUACCCACAGAAUCAAUUUUCUUUUUACUGCUCUUCUGGUUGCCAUAAAGGACUUUGGAGUUUUCUUUUUCUCUGUGGUUGUUGUUCAUUGCUUGGUGGAAUACAGCAUAAGUGUGGGACUUCUGAAGUAUGUAAUGGAGACUUGAACAAGAAGCUUCCAUCAGACCUUUGCUAUCUUAAAAGUUUUACAUCAACUGACUUCAUUUCAAGUGUAGAGAAGUUUUUAGCAAGCUGUUUAGUUCUCUUUUGUUGUGAAUUGUUGGGUUUCCCACCUCCUGAAGGGCAAAUUGGCUGUGUAGCUUCUGAAAAUAAUAUUUCUGAAUAAUGACUAAAUUAUGAUUGUAGUAAUUUUUAUACAAUGUUGUAUUAAAAACACUUGUGAUCCG
This is a messenger RNA of Pocillopora verrucosa, 1132 nucleotides long. RefSeq names its product guided entry of tail-anchored proteins factor CAMLG. Gene Ontology annotation, cellular component: GET complex. The record is from RefSeq and is a predicted model, not a curated record. Lineage: Eukaryota; Metazoa; Cnidaria; Anthozoa; Scleractinia; Pocilloporidae. Gene Ontology annotation, biological process: tail-anchored membrane protein insertion into ER membrane.